AUCGGGCAGGUCAUGAUGCGCCAAUUAUAUUUUAGUGCAUUAGUGUAUGAUUUGGGACACAGCCAGCCAGCCAGCUCCAGUAGAAGCUCUGAGAGAGGUGUAGCUGCUUCACGUUCCGAAUCCCGGGACUGCCAACCACGCCCCGCCCAUUCAGCAGCCGCCUCAUAUCACCGAGGCCCUGAGACGGGAGGAGGCAGACACCGGGAGGAUAUCCGCCGCGAGCACGGGCGCGUCUAUACACACACUCGCGCGUGCGCUCGGUCCAUGCACCACGCGCUCUUCUCCUCUCUUUCCUCUCCUCUCCUUUCCUCUCCAGGACAAGCGUCGUCUGUCUCUCUUGUGCGGGCCGUUAUGGCAGCCGCGCUCUUAACGGGAUACGAGGACUUUCUACCGCUGAUGAAAGGCUUCCAGGAGGAGUCUGCGCUCUUCACCGACACCGACAGGGCAUUGGCUCACGAAUACGCGCAGGCGAAGCUUGAGAUGGAUAAAUACCUGACACCUCAGCUGCAGGAUUCCCCGGCAGUCAAGAAGCAGUGCCAGGAUGGCUCCUCUGUGGAGUUUUUCUGCGAUGACCAGGGCUCCCCUUACAGCAUCAACAUGAACGUGUACCUGCCUGACAUCGCCUACCUGCGUGGCGGUCUGUGCCGCCCACAGCGGCCCUCCGUCCCCUGCCAGGUGAAAAGCAAACCGGUGAGCUCGUCCUUCUCUUCAGUCCCGGACUGUUCCGUCCCUUCGACUCUUCCCGAUUUCACGACCAUCUUCAGCUCGCCCUCGGCACCGUGCGCCAACAUGGAUGCAGGUAACGCCUCGAACGGCGUGUUCAUCAAGCAGGAGAUGCCCUCUUUUGAGCUUUCCCAGGACGGCCAUCUGUUCCAGCUGCUCAGCUCGGACCUCGACGGUCCCAUUCAGGCCGUUUCGGACUCUCACAGCCAUGCCAUGUCGUCAGAAGUGCCCUCCUUCAAUGACCUGCACUUAGCAGCCACACAGACUGCCAACAAGCCGUACUGCGCCAUGCCCACCACGCCCGCGUACCCGCUCGCCCCGUCGGGUCACUUCGCCCAGGGCCACACGCAGGUCAAAGCGCCCUACCUUCCUCCAUCGCCACCCACCUCCGAACCGGGCAGCCCAGACCGGCAGAAAGAGCUGCUGCACAACCUGACGCCACCGCCAUCUUACGCCGCCACCAUUGCGUCCAAAAUGGCUGGGCACAUGCCGGCUCAUCAAGCACACGCGUCCGCACAAGCACCCGCGACCACCAGCACCGGGGUCAUGCCUGUCCGGUAUAACCGCAGGACAAAUCCCGACCUCGAGAAGAGGCGGAUACACCACUGUGACUUCCCAGGUUGCAAGAAGGUUUACACCAAGUCCUCGCAUCUGAAAGCUCAUCUCAGGACACAUACUGGCGAGAAGCCAUACAGGUGCACAUGGGAAGGGUGUGACUGGAGAUUCGCUCGUUCCGACGAGCUCACACGCCACUUCCGCAAACACACGGGUGCUAAGCCGUUCCAGUGUGCCGUGUGCAGCCGCAGCUUCUCCCGCUCCGACCACCUCGCCCUGCACAUGAAGAGGCACCAGAACUAAUCCCUGAACACUUCUCGCACUUCUUCUUCUUCUUCUUCUUUUACACCUCCACGCAUUUAUAUAGGGAGUUACUGUAUUCUCACUUACACUACACUGACAAUCACAUGUUCGUUCUUUACACACACACACACACACACACACACACUGUUAAUUGUGCAUUUGAAGAGACGCUAGAACAAGACACACGUGUACCAGGACGAGCCUUCUGUACGAGGGUGAACGUUUUCCUCUCACUUGUCUGAACAAGCUCUGAGCUCCUGACUUAUUGCUACAACAUGGCCACAAUUACAUGCUUUUUUUUUUUUUAAAAUCCUCCGCUCACACACACACUAUUAGAUCCAAUCCUAUUGCUUUGACACACUACUUAACCAUGCAUCAGAUCGGAAAGACUCCAACACUUCACCUAACACAAUUUACCUUUAAAUUGGUACAAUUUGGUGACACGGUUGACAGCUGUACGUUUUUAAAACGCAAAACAAACAGCUGCGUUCAUUACAUUACAUGCAUUUAGCACACGCUCUUAUCCAGAGCGACGUACAACACACCCAGAGCAGCCUGGGGAGCAGUUCGUUGCUCAAAGGCACUUCAGCCAUUCUUACUGGUCCAGGGAAUUGAACCAGCAGCCUUUUGGUCUCAAAGCGGCUUCUCGAAACAUUAGGCCACAGCUUCCCCAGUACUGAAUGCCGUUCUCGGUUAAUCCUACACAGCUUUUGAACGCUGUAUUUUUAUGGUGUAGGAUUUACAAUUAAACUUUAACCAGAUGUAGCUUAUUUUAAAGAAAACGAACGAGUCAGUGGAGAAACGUGUGUUGGUGGGCCGCUGAGUCUGCCAUGUUCUCUCUCUCCCUCUCUCUCUCUCUGAACCUUUUAUCGAAAGCAAGAAGUCGUCAACGUUUUGCACCCAGAGACCAUUUUAACUGUAAAAGAACAUCACAGAGAUAUUUCAGAUAUUAUUGGAGCUGAUGACGUGUUUUUUUUUUUUUUUUAAGUUCUAUACUCAUCUCAUCUCAUUAUCUCUAGCCGCUUUAUCCUUCUACAGGGUCGCAGGCAAGCUGGAGCCUAUCCCAGCUGACUACGGGCGAAAGGCGGGGUACACCCUGGACAAGUCGCCAGGUCAUCACAGGGCUGACACAUAGACACAGUUCUAUAAGUUCUAUACACUUUAUUAAAAUUAUCAUUGCAUUAUUUAUAGGGAUAACAACUUUUUAAAAUGUUUUAUUAUUAUUAUUUAAAAAAAUAAUAUUUUGUUGUGAUUUCCACAAAAUCAGACAUCUGAUGAUCCUUUUGACGGAACCCUGGACCAAACUUUGAGCUCUAAGCGACUGAACUGACCCUCCACGUCCGCCUGAGCUUAAUGAAGCACUUAUUCAGCACCUCGAUCAGCCACGUGAUUAAUUCUUAAAUCCGGAUUUAAGAAUUAUCUAUAACACUCGAGUAUUUAACAGUUAUUCCACGAAAUCGAGAGGCCUCGUCGGCUGUCAGCUCAUGCACGACGAGACCGAGUGGAAUAACUCUCUUAUUCUAUCCAUGUUCACUGGAUUUUUGAGAAAUGGAGCAUUUUUAUUAUUAUUAUUAUUAUUAUUUUUUUUUUUUUGUAAGUUCGAUUCAUAAAAACUUUUAUACAAAACGUCCGACAAAAUCAUUUCCGCUUAGAAACAACCCGGCGAAAUGACAGGAGCAAUUUGUGAAAAAUGCUACAAUGAUAAUAAUUCUUGAAAAACAAACAAAACCAUGUUACCAUGAAAUACUUUUAUUCCAUAUUUUGUUCCUUUUGUAUUUUUUGGGGGUUUUGUUUUCGAGUAGAGUUUUUAUUUCAUCCUCGGUUGGCUCAGCAACACGCUACGCCACUUUGUUUUUCUCUACUCAUGGUAUAUGGGCUGAUAUCCUAGUAGUAGUGUAAGGCAAGGCAAGGCAAGUUUAUUUGUAUAGCGCAUUUCAUACACACAGGCAAUUCAAUGUGCUUCACAAAAAAUAAAAGCAUAAGAACAGUAACAAAGAAUUAAAGUAAAAGUAAAAUCAUUAAAAUCCAAGAUUAAAAAGAAAUUAAAAUAAAGUAAAAUCAUUAAAAUCAAAAAAAAAAAAAAAUUAUAUUAACCUCCUAGGGCCUAGCGGUCACAUACGUGGACAGCACUUUUUAGAAAUUCAGAACAAGAAUCCACAUAUGUGGACAUACUUUUUCUCAAAAAGUACAUCUUAUCAAAGAUGAUGCUUAGUUUUUAUUCUAAUCAGGUUCUAAUAAGCCCAAAUAGCAAAAAGAAAUAAAAAAUGCAUGUAAAAAAACAGCUUGGGUCUUAGGAGGUUAAAGGAAAUUAAUUACACUUUAGGUAAAAAUGAAUCAAGUGAAAGCAUCUGAAAACAGCUUUGUCUUGAGCCUGGAUUUAAAACUAACAACAGUAGGAGCGUUUUUGAUAUCAUCUGGAAGUCGGUUCCAAAGCUUAGCAGCAUAGCAACUAAAGGCUGCUUCACCACACUUCGUAUUGACAGCUGGUAUUACUAGCAAGUUUUUCUCCUGUGAUCUUAGAGACCUAGUUGGUGCAUAUAAUUGAAACAUAUCCAGUAGGUAGCUGGGUCCCAUCCCAUUUAAUGUUUUAAAUAGAAGAAGUAAUGCUUUAAAGUCAAUUCUAUAGCUCACUGGGAGCCAGUGCAGAGACCUUAGGCCAAUUGUGUAGCCAAUUGGAGCACGCGAUUGCUCAUAUCCAGUGAAUGUGUAUAGAAUAAUUUUCCUUAUCUCAGUGCACAUCUGGAUGCUCACAAUCAUUCCAGAUGCUGAAGAGCUUUUCCCUGGCAGUGAAUAUAUUCAUAGAAAAAUAUCCCUGAUUCAUCUUUUCUUUAAAAAGUGCUCUGACAUUUUGUUGCAUCACAACACACAGAGUUCGACCUUGUCAUUCAUCCGACGCUCACAAAACAGGUCCUGGAAAAUACGGAAUAUUUUUUUUUCUGCUUUACCCAGAAUACUGCAAAUCGUGAGGGUUUUUAUUUUUUUAAACCUCUAAAACUGGAAUUAAACAUCUUGGAAAUCUGUAAAAGUGCACUUUUUUUUUUUUUUUGCGCUUGAAUCUGACUGGAAAUAGGUUCGAUUCUCACUGGAUCAUGUCCUGUUUAAACUGGACUCUUCAAGUAUAAAUCCAAGCACUCCGUUUAGUCCGAGACACACUCUCCGACUGCGAGCUGACGUAUUUAUAGCUUCUGAAAGAAGGGGAUAAUAACGUACUGCUACUGAGCUGCAAUUACGGCCUGAAUUAUUGAACGGCCGCGUAUAAAUGGAACGAGAGGGAUAUUAAAGCGAUGCAGACAGCUGGAUGAUUUGUACAGACCUACACACACACACACACACACACACGAGCAUGCCGGCCAUUUUGUUCUUCCUGUCACUGGUGCGUUAGCUUGAAUGUAUAAGACCGCACAAACUGUUCUGUCCAAGUAACACCACAGGAACACAUUUCAUCUUCAAGUGCCUUCUGGGGUUUUCUUUCUGUUCACAGGUUUUUAGAAGAAAAAAAACAACAACAAAGCUAUAAUGUUUACUCUUGGCAGCGAUUUGGUUCCCAAUGACAGCAGCCUUUCUUGAAAAUUUCUGGAAAAAGAGGGCUAUCUGGUUCUUCCUGUAAAAAAAUAAAAUAUAACUUAUUUAUUUCAUAGGCUUCAUGAAGUGAAAUUUGACAACUGGGACUUUUUUUUUCCGUGUAACUAAACUACCUUAUUGUAAAUAUUCUGCAUUUUAUUGUAAAUAUUAUUUGAUUGAUUUUAUUUUGUUGCUCUUUUUUGUACUGAAAUUGAGGGGCACCAAUAUGUUACUCUGCAUCUUUGCGGUGUGUCAAAAAAAACAUUUUUUUUGAAUUUUUUUUUUUGAUUUUGUACUUUAUUUUAUAGAUUCUCAGAUGAUAUUUCUAAAUUCGUUGCCUUCCAAAUGACAAAAGUUGUUUUUUGCCAACUGAAUGAACCAAAACCUAAUAAAAAAAAAAACAGUGACAUUUUCACUUGUUUGCUUUUUCAUGUUUUUUUUUUUUUUUAAUUUUAUUUAAAAAUUGUUUAUCUCUAAAGAUUGUUGUCUUUGUACACUGGAACUUAUCUACCUCCUGUAUACGGGGACAAAAAGGACACGAUCUGUUAUCCUUAACUACUGGAUGUCGUGUAAAGGCGGUGUUUCAGUUUUAAUCGUUUACUUCAGCUCAAAUCCCACCUACUGUGCAUACAACGCACGUGUGUGUGUGUGUGUAUAUAUAUAUAUAUAUAUAUAUAUAUAUAUAUAUAAAGUGUGUGUGUGUGUAUACAGUGGUAUGCAAAAGUUUGGGCACCCCUGGUCAAAAUUGCUGUUACUGUGAACAAUUAGGCAAGUUGAAGAUGAAAUGAUCUUCAAAAGGCAUAAAGUUAAAGAUGACUCAUUCCUUUUAUAUUUUAAGCAAAAACAAUUUUUUUUAUUUUCAUCUUUUACAUUUUCAAUAUUACAAAAAAGGAAAAGGGCCCAAAGCAAAAGUUUGGGCACCCUGCAUGGUUAGUACCUAGUAACACCCACUUUGGCAAGUAUCACAGCUUGUAAACACUUUUUGUAGCCAGCUAAUAAUCUUUCAGUUCUUACCUGGGGGAUUUUCACACAUUCGUCCUUGCAAAAGGCUUCCAGUUCUACAAGUUUCCUGGGCUGUCUUGCAUGCACUGCUCUUUUGAGAUCUAUCCACAGAUUUUCAAUGAUGUUUAGGUCAGGGGACUGUGAGGGCCCAGGCAAAACCUUCAGCUUGGGCCUCUUGAGGUAUUCCAUUGUAGAUUUUGAGGUGUGUUUUGGAUCACCGUCUUAUUGUAGGACCCAUCCUCUUUUUAACUUCAACUUUUUUACAGAUGGUGUGAUGUUUGCUUCCAGAAUUUGCUGGUAUUUAUUCGAAUCCAUGCUUCCCUCGACCAAAGAAAUGUGCCCUGUGCCACUGGCUGCAACACAACCCCAAAGCAUGAUGGAUCCACACCCAUGCUUCAGAGUUGGAGAGGUGUUCUUUUCCUGGAAUUUGGCACCCUUUUUUCUCCAAACAUACCUUUGCACAUUGUGGCCAAAAAGUUCUAUUUUGAUUUCAUCAGUCCACAGGACUUGUUUCCAAAAUGCAUCAGGCUUAUUUAGAUGUUCAUUUGCGAACUUCAGACGCUGAAUUUUGUGGCUCGGACGCAGGAACGGUUUUCUUCUGAUGACUCUCCCAUGAAGGUCAUAUUUGUUCAGGUGUCGCUGCAUAGUAGAACAGUGCACCACCACUCCAGGGUCUGCUAAAUCUUUCUGAAAGUCUUUUGCAGUCAAACAGGGGUUUUUAUUUGCCUUUCUAGCAAUCCAACGAGCAGUUCUUUCAGAAAGUUUUCUUCAUCUUCCAGACCUCACCUUGAUCUCCACUGUUUCUGUUAACUGCCAUUUCUUAAUAACAUUACGAUCUGAGGAAACAGCUACCUGAAAACACUUUGCUAUGUUCUUGUAGCCUUCUCCUGCUUUGUGAGCACCAAUUAUUUUAUUAUUCAGAAUGCGAGGGAGUUGCUUAGAGGAGCCCAUGGCUGUUGAUUUUAGGGACAAGUUUGAGGAGUCAGAGAAUUUAUACAGCUUUGAAAUCUGCAUCAUCUGACCUUUCCUAACGAAGAAUUUGAACAAGCCACAGCUCAAUAAGUUAAUUAAGGUCUGGAACCUUGGUCAAAGUUACCCGAGAACUCAAAUGUAUUGGGGUGCCCAAACUUUCGCAUGGCGUUCCUUUUCUUUUUUCACUCUCCAAUUGUACAAAACAAAACUAAUACACAAAUCCUGCAGAAAACACUGAAAAGAAAUGUCUCGUCUUUACCUUUAUGCCUUUUGGUGAUCAGUUCAUCUUCUGCUCACUUAACUAUUCACAGUAACAGACAUUUUCAGAAAGGGUGCCCAAACUUUUGCAUGCCACUGUGUGUGUGUGUGUGUGUGUGUGUGUGUGUGUGUAUAUAUAUAUUGACCUAAUUAUAAAUCUAAUAUAAUAUUAUUCAGCCUGUUUUGAGAGACUUUUACCCAAGCUUCACAUUUUCUUAUCUUUUGGUAAAUAUUUCUUCUUUAAAUAAAUAUGUAUUUCUUUCUUUUUUUUUAAAUCUACCAAUAAAAGAGCAAAACUAUUUCCAAAUAAAUUAAAAUCCUAGAAACAGGAUUAAUAAUCUCAUAUUUAGUUUAUUGUAAUGCAGUAAAAGGAAACACUCGUUAAAUUUGACUAUAGUCAAGAUAUUUUCAAGAUAAGAUUUUGUUGUUUGGAGACUAUAUGGAUAGCAAAGACAAUUUUUUUAAAAUAUAUAAGGAAAUAAAUUUUGGAGAAGCCAUGGCCUCAUGCUUCAAGAAGCAGCUUUGGGACCAAAAGGUUGCUGGUUUAAUCCCCUGGACCAGUAGGAAUAGCUGAAGCGCCACUGGGCAAGGCUGCUUUGGGUGUGUUGUACGUCGCUCUGGAUAAGAGCGUCUGCUAAAUGCCAUUCAUGUAAUGUAAUAUGUUUCACAUUUUAUGGUGCGUAUGAGGAUCUUCAGCUUAUUCUAAUAUAUAAUAUAGAUUAGUAUGAGAUGCAUUUUAGAUUUUAAUGUAAUUAUAUAAAUAUACUUACUUUUUUAAAAGAAAUAUUAUUUAUGUUUACAUAUGAGGACAGUUGACUGAACCAGGAUGUCCACUAGCUUUCCUGGCAAAACUGUCCAGUAUAAAUCAUAUAUCAUACUUUUAUACCUUUAAUUGUUCCUAUAUUUGAAGACAAGCAGAAGCGUUACCCUUUCUGUGGGAUCGUGCAUUCAUCUGUUCAUAUUCAGGCUUACUGAGUAAACCCUUAACUUCAUUUACAAAGAAAAACAUCAUGAAAUAAGUGAUCUGAUGUAUUCUGGAUGACAUGUACCGUAUUGUAUUUUACCCCAGUAAGCCAUCUAUACCUAUAUCUAGACUCACCACUUUAUUAGAAACACCCAUACAUCCACCUGCUGUUCUGUUUUAUGCUGUUCUCUAAUCAGCCGAUCCCUUGACAGCAGCGUGAUGCGUUAAAUCAUGUAGAUACAAAUCGAGAGCUUCAGUUAAUGUUCACAAUGUUCAAACAUCAGAAUGGGAAAAAUUGUCAUCUCAAUUUUCGUGUGACUUUCUUUCGCUGUGGUAUGGGUGUUGGUUUGAGCCAGAUGGACUGCUGGUUUGAGUAUUUCAGAAACUACUGAUCUCCUGGGGUUUUCACACACAACAGUCUCUAGAGUUUAUACAGACAGAAUGGUGCGAAAAACAAAAAACAUCGAGUGAGUGAGCGAGCGAGCAACAGUUCUGUGGGUGGAAACAAAUGCCUUGUUGAUAAGAGAGGUCAGAGGAAAAUGGCCAGAUUCAUGGUUCGAGCUUUUUUGCCAGGAAGGAUAUUGCAACUCAUAGCAACUCUUUACAACCGUGGUGAGCAGAAAAGCAUCUCAGCAUGCAACAGCAGAAGAGCACACUGGGCUCCGCGAACAGCCAAGAACAGGAACCUUAGAAUCAAGAACAAGUUCCUAUUAAAGUGGCCGGUGAGUGGAGAUUCAAUAAUGUAUUUAAAAUAAUUUAAUGGAAAUUUACAUUUGUGAUAUACUGUAUGAUAGUUUGUUUAUAUAUAAGGGCCAUUCUAGAAUUCGGGGUACAUUUCAUGUCUCUGAGACAAACCUUUUGUUAUUUUCCACAAAAGAAACCUUUAUUGAAUCAGUUUUGAACAAUAACGCAAAUUAUGACAAACUUUCCCCAAUAGCGAUGCUUGAUCUACAUUUUAGACCCAAUUUAUCCAUAAAACAUUAACUAAACGACUCCCACCCUUCCCCCCACAUUAUCAGCUGUCUUCGACUCCUGAUUCAUCCAUUCAACUCCAAUAAACAGGAAGUGAUUCAGUCUAACAGUCUGUUUAUUGGGGCUUAUUCUAUUCACUGUUAUAAAAUCAAUUGUGGGCGGCACGGUAGUGUAGUGGUUAGCGCUGUCGCCUCACAGCAAGAAGGUCCGGGUUCGAGCCCCGUGGCCGGUGAGGGCCUUUCUGUGUGGAGUUUGCAUGUUGUCCGCGUGGGUUUCCUCCGGGUGCUCCGGUUUCCCCCACAGUCCAAAGACAUGCAGGUUAGGUUAACUGGUGACUCUAAAUUGACUGUAGGUGUGAAUGGUUGUUUGUGUCUAUGUGUCAGCCCUGUGAUGACCUGGCGACUUGUCCAGGGUGUACCCCACCUUUCGCCCGUAGUCAGCUGAGAUAGGCUCCAGCUUGCCUGCGACCCUGUAGAACAGGAUAAAGCGGCUAGAGAUAAUGAGAUGAGAUUUUUAAUCCGUCCCAAUGUUCUUGUCAACUCUGUUAAGUCUAUAGAACCGCAUAAAAUCCACAAAGACUUUUAAUAAUAAUACACAUCGCACCUGCACCAAGUGAUGUCACUUCCUCAGGUGGGAAACUUCAGAAAGGCAGUGAGGAAUGUUAUGUUUCUGCUCUCAUUAAUUUGAACAAAAUGUUGAAGAUUUUACACCAACAGGAGGUUAAUUAUUCGUCAACUCUGUUGUUGUGAUAUUGGAGUGAAUCUCGCGGCCAUUUUUUAAAAUCAAUAAUAUAAUUAAAGUCCAUAAAAUUCUGUUUUUGUGCCAGUUGGUAGCGAGUUUGAGGUUAGCGUGUGGAGUUAAGAGACACAAAAUGGUGGGAAAUGUCAACUCUGUUUUCAUCAGUCCUGUUAACAGAUUGCCCGGUUUAACGAUAACAGAGGUGACGAAGACUAACAGAGUCAACACUUGAAAUAUACCUGCAAUUAUAGAAUGGGCCAUAUAUAUAUAUAUAUAUAUAUAUAUAUAUAUAUAUGAUGCAACAUAUUAAAAUGACUUAUCUUUAUAAAUGAAACCAUACUUUAGUCAAUGUUAGUCAAAUUACAUUGAUCUCUUUUUUUUGACAUAUUCCUUUCUUCAGAAGCACCACUUAGCAAAGCAAAAGAUUUACCAUCAUCUAUUUCUGUACGUUCACACUGAGAAGGAUUAAAAUUAUAUUUUUAAUGUUGGAAUUCACCGUCAAAGCUUUAGGUUCUAAAUGUUUUUGUUUCAUAACUCCUCUCGUGUGUGUGUGUUUACGACCUGCCAAAUAGUGCUGCUCAUGAUAUGGUACUUUUAAUUAAUCAGCGCUGACGUUUAUAUCACUUGCCUGUUGCUUUGGCCUGAGGAAAGAAAAACAUGUUGCUGCUGUAUAUAAAAAUGCAAUAAAAAAAUCUUCAAAUAAAA
Molecule: messenger RNA, 10753 nt
Organism: Neoarius graeffei (lesser salmon catfish)
Lineage: Eukaryota; Metazoa; Chordata; Actinopteri; Siluriformes; Ariidae
Gene: klf5a
Product: Kruppel like factor 5a
Exons: 4
Coding region: 13-1581 (522 amino acids)
Biological process (GO): regulation of transcription by RNA polymerase II
Molecular function (GO): DNA-binding transcription factor activity, RNA polymerase II-specific; RNA polymerase II cis-regulatory region sequence-specific DNA binding
Source: RefSeq, a predicted model, not a curated record